This is a messenger RNA of Eruca vesicaria subsp. sativa (arugula), 177 nucleotides long. The record is from the annotation of a GenBank genome assembly. Lineage: Eukaryota; Viridiplantae; Streptophyta; Magnoliopsida; Brassicales; Brassicaceae.
AUGGAAGGAGGUUCGUGUUAUGAUCCUAAUACUCCUCUUAAUCACGCUUCUAAUGCCAUGAAUCUUUAUUAUCAAGCUCAAGGAAGACACCAACAGGAUUGCUACUUCGAAGGCUCUGGUCUCAUUACCAUUACUGAUCCUAGCUAUGGGAAUUGCAAGUAUCAGUAUCGUAAGUAA